This is a messenger RNA of Scomber scombrus (Atlantic mackerel), 7480 nucleotides long. RefSeq names its product tetratricopeptide repeat protein 28-like. NCBI's taxonomy places the organism in Eukaryota, Metazoa, Chordata, Actinopteri, Scombriformes, Scombridae. The record is from RefSeq and is a predicted model, not a curated record. Gene Ontology annotation, molecular function: protein binding. Bases 69 to 7145 code for a protein of 2358 amino acids. The transcript has 25 exons.
GGAUUUCUUUGAAUCUACAUUCCUUUCUCAUAUAAUAUCUUAAUGCUGUUCAAUUUUGGUUUACAAAUAUGAUGAAAUGGCAGCCCCGGAAGAAGGCAUACUUCCGACAGGGUGUUGCCCUUCAGUACCUUGGUCGCCAUGCCGACGCACUGGCCGCCUUCGCCUCCGGGCUGGCCCAAGACCCCAAAAGUCUACAGCUACUGGUGGGCAUGGUAGAAGCUGCCAUGAAGUCACCUUUACGAGAGUCUUUAGAGCCCACCUAUCAACAGCUGCAAAAGAUGAAGCUGGACAAAAGUCCCUUUGUGGUGGUGUCCGUGAUUGGCCAGGAGCUGCUGACAGCCAGCCACCACACAGCCUCUGUUGUGGUGUUGGAAGCAGCUUUGAAGAUCGGCACAUGCAGCCUCAAGCUCCGUGGCUCCGUCUUCUCGGCCCUCAGCAGCGCCCACUGGUCCCUGGGCAACACCGAGAAGAGCACCGGCUACAUGCAGCAAGACUUGGAGGUGGCCAAGACCUUAGGUGACCAAACAGGGGAAUGCCGCGCGCAUGGGAAUUUAGGCUCGGCAUUCUUCUCCAAGGGAAACUACCGUGAAGCAUUGACCAACCAUCGAAACCAGCUGGUUCUGGCCAUGAAACUUAAGGACAGAGAGGCUGCUUCAAUGGCCCUGAGCAGCUUGGGCCAUGUAUACACAGCCAUAGGAGACUAUCCAAAUGCCCUGGCCAGCCACAAGCAGUGUGUCCUGCUGGCCAAGCAGUCCAAGGAUCAGCUAUCUGAGGCUCGCGAGCUGGGAAACAUGGGGGCUGUCUACAUCGCUAUGGGAGACUUUGAAAAUGCUGUCCAAUGCCACGAGCAGCACCUGGGCAUUGCCAAGGCCCUGGAAAAUAAACGAGAGGAGGCUCGGGCGUAUAGUAACCUCGGUAGUGCCUACCACUACCACCGUAACUUUGACAAGGCCAUGUCCUACCAUACUCAUGUUCUGGAGCUCGCCCAGGAGCUGGAGGAAAAAUCCAUCGAGAUGAGAGCCUACGCAGGUCUGGGUCACGCUGCCCGCUGCAUGCAGGACUUGGAGAGGGCCAAGCAGUACCAUGAACAGCAGCUGUCGAUAGCUGAGGGCUUGAAGGACAGGGCCGCAGAAGGAAGAGCCUCUUCCAAUCUGGGCAUCAUCCACCAGAUGAAGGGGGACUAUGAAACUGCACUGAAACUCCACAAAACACACUUGGCCAUUGCUCAGGAGCUCAGUGACUAUGCUGCUCAGGGCCGGGCCUAUGGGAACAUGGGUAAUGCCUACAAUGCCCUAGGAGCUUUUGACCAGGCUGUCCGCUACCACCGCCAAGAGCUGCAGAUUUCCAUGGAGGUCAAUGACCGGGCCUCACAAGCCUCCACACAUGGCAACUUGGCUGUGGCUUACCAAGCCCUGGGAGCUCAUGACCGCGCUUUGCAGCAUUACCAGAACCACCUCAACAUUGCUCGUGAGCUCAGAGAUGUCCAGAGCGAGGCUCGGGCUCUGGGCAACCUUGGCAACUUCCACUGCUCUCGAGGAGAAUUCCCUCAGGCUGUGCCCUACUAUGAGCAGUACCUCCGCCUGUCCCCUGACCUCCAAGACAUGGAGAGUGAGGGGAAAGUUUGUCACAAUCUUGGUUAUGCCCACUACUGCUUGGGCAACUACCAGGAUGCCGUCAAAUACUAUGAGCAGGACUUGGCUCUGGCCAAGGACCUCCAUGACAAACUGAGUCAGGCCAAGGCGUACUGUAACCUUGGUCUGGCAUUCAAGGCCCUGGGAGACUUUGCUAAGGCAGAGGAGUGUCAGAAAUAUCUGCUUUCACUGGCCCAGUCCCUGAACAAUGCACAGGCUCGCUUCAGAGCUCUUGGGAACCUGGGGGACAUAUUUGUCUGUAAAAAGGAUGUGGCUGGAGCCAUUCAAUUUUAUGAGCAGCAACUGGCCUUAGCUCACCAGGUUAAGGAGCGUAGGAUGGAGGCCUGUGCCUAUGCUGCCCUUGGGGCCACCUACAGGCUUGUGCAGAAAUAUGACAAGGCUCUGGGCUACCACACUCAGGAGCUAGAGGUAUAUCAAGAGCUGGGUGAUGUGCCAGGAGAGUGCAAAGCCCACGGUCACUUGGCAGCAGUCUACAUGGCCCUGGGGAAAUACGCCAUGGCCUUCAAGAGCUAUGAAGAGCAAUUGGAACUAGGGCGGAGGCUAAAGGAUCCUGUCGUGGAGGCUCAGGUGUAUGGAAAUAUGGGCAUCACAAAAAUGAAUGUGGGGGUGAUGGAGGAAGCUAUUGGUUACUUGGAACAGCAGCUGGCCACUUUACAGCAGCUGAGUGGCAAUGAGGCAGUAAUGGACAGGGGUAGGGCCUAUGGAAACCUGGGAGACUGUUAUGAGGCGCUGGGAGACUUUGAGGAAGCCAUCAAGUACUAUGACCAGUAUCUGUCAGUGGCCCAGAGCCUCAACCGCAUGCAGGACCAGGAGAAGGCAUACAGAGGCUUAGGCAAUGGACACAGGGCCAUGGGAAACCUACAGCAAUCGCUGGUGUGUUUUGAGAAGCGGUUAGUAGUGGCUCAUGAGCUUGGGGAGUGUGGAGGCAAGGCUCAGGCUUAUGGUGAAUUGGGUGCACUUCACAGCCAGCUGGGCAAUUAUGAGCAGGCCAUCUCCUGUCUGGAGCGUCAGUUGGCCAUUGCCCGUGACACCCAGGACAGACUACUGGAGGGAGAUGCCAGCUGCGGUUUGGGUGUUGUAUACCAAUCUAUGGGAGAGUAUGAGACAGCCCUGCGAUGCCACCAAAGUGAUCUGGAGAUUGCAGAGGAAACGGGAAGCCCCGCACGCCAGGCCCGGGCCUACGGAAACUUAGGCCUUACCUACGAGUCGCUAGGAAACUACGAGCGGGCGGUUGUCUUCCAAGAACAGCACCUAAGUGUGGCGGCUCAGACUAAUGACUUGGCUGCCAAGACACUGGCCUAUGGCAGCCUGGGGAGAACACACCACGCACUGCAAAACUACUCACAGGCUGUCAUGUACCUGCAGGAAGGCCUGCGGCUUGCUGAGCAGCUGGCUCGGCGUGAGGACGAGGCGAAGAUCCGCCAUCGUCUGGGGCUUUCUCUGUGGGCCAGUGGGAAUCUGGAGGAGGCCCAACAUCAGUUAUACCGGGCAUCUGCACUGUUUGAGACCAUCCGGCAUGAAGCCCAACACAGCACCGACUAUAAACUCUCCCUAUUUGACCUGCAAACCUCCUGCUACCAGGCUCUCCAAAGGGUUCUUGUCAGCCUGGGCCACCAUGAUGAGGCUCUGGCAGUGGCAGAGCGGGGUCGUACACGAGCCUUCGCUGACCUCUUAGUGGAGAGGCAGACAGGCCAGCAGGACUCAGACCCCUACACUCCAGUAACUGUUGAGCACAUCUUGGACACCGUCAACAGCCAGAGGGCCUUGGUACUUUAUUUCUCCAUGGCUGCUGGUUACCUGUACAGCUGGCUGCUGGCUCCAGGAGCAGGCAUCCUGAAGUUCCAUGAGGUGUACCUGGGCGAGGGGUUGUCAGAAGGAGGGUCAGAGUUCCAGGAGGGAGGUGGAGGUGGGCUGACCAGCGGCUCCUCGUUGGAGCAGCACAUUGCCAGCGCUCGCGAGGCUCUGGGAGUCGAAUCCUAUUACAGCAGAGGGUGUUCGAGCAGUGAGACAGAGAGUGAGGCAGGAGAUUUGUUGGACCAACAAUUUGAGGAGCUCAACAACAAGCUUAACUCUGUCACCGAUCCAACAGGCUUCCUGCGCAUGGUGUCCAGAAACAACCUGUUCAACAGGAGUUGCCAGAGUAUGACCAGUCUGUUCAGUAACACCAUGUCUCCUGCCAAAGAUGGUAACUCUUCCCUGCCUCGUCGCUCCAGCAACCUCGGCAAGCCUCCACUCCGGGCACUUUAUGAUUUGCUCAUUGCACCUAUGGAGGGGGGCUUGAUGCACUCCAGUGGGCCUGUGGGCAGACACAGACAGCUGGUGAUGGUGCUAGAAGGAGAACUGUACCUCAUCCCCUUCGCCCUGCUUAAAGGAAGCUCUUCGAAUGAAUACCUGUAUGAGCGCUUCAGCCUCAUAGCUGUUCCCUCCAUCAACGGCCUUGGAUCUAAUGCAAAGGCUCAUUCCCGGCGCCCUGGACCAGUUCCAUGUGGUGGUGUCUCGAUGGCAGCAGUGGUGGGGAACCCUAGACUGCCCUCACCUGUGAUGGACCGCUGGCUUUGGGGACCCAUGUCCUCUGCAGAGGAGGAAGCUCAUAUGGUGGCUGAACUACUGGGCUGCCAACCCCUGGCUGGCUCUUCUGCAACUAAGGAAAGGGUCAUGAGUGCCCUCACACAAGCUGAGUGUGCCCACUUUGCCACCCACAUUUCCUGGAAAUUGGCGGCUCUGGUGCUCACCCCAAACCCAGAGGGGGUACCCGGUGGGGCAAGCAGGAAGGGUUCAAUUGGAAGCGGCUACACCAUCCCAGAGUCUCUCCACAUGCAGGAUGACAGCAGUGACGUGGAGAGCAUCUGUGACAGUCCAUCCCUACAGGAGUUCCUGCUCACAGCUGCAGAUAUAUUGGACCUGAGGUUACCUGUCAAGCUGGUGGUUCUGGGCUCAUACCUGGAGUCCAGCAGCAAGGUGACAGCAGAUGGUGUCGUGGGAUUGACCAGAGCCUUUCUGGCUGCUGGCGCCCAGUGUGUUCUGGUGUCCUUGUGGCCUGUCCCUGUUGCAGCCUCCAAGGUUUUUGUCCAUGCCUUCUACACUGCUCUUCUUAAUGGGACCAAGGCUAGUGCAGCCCUGGCAGAUGCCAUGAAAACUGUCCAGAGUAGCAAGCAGUACUCACACCCUUCCAACUGGGCAGGAUACAUGCUGAUUGGCAAUGAUGUGAAGCUUAACAGCCCAUCUUCACUGAUCGGGCAAGCUUUGGCAGAGAUUCUUCAGUAUCCAGAUCGAGCACGUGAUGCUCUGAGAGUUUUACUCCACCUGGUGGAGAAGUCUCUUCAGAGAAUACAGAACGGUCAGCGUAACUCCAUGUACACAUCCCAGCAGAGUGUGGAGAACAAGGUGGGGGGAGUCCCUGGCUGGCAGGCCCUUUUGACGGCUGUGGGCUUCCGACUUGACUCUGCAGGCACCGGUAUUCCUGCUGCUGUCUUCUUUCCUACUGCUGACCCAGGAGACAGGCUACAACACUGCAGCACCACUUUACAGUCACUACUGGGUCUGCCGCCGCCAGCUCUCCAGGCUUUGUGCAAACUCAUCACAGCUUCAGAGGCAGGAGAGCAGCUCAUCAACCGGGCUGUUAAAAAUAUGGUGGCAAUGCUCCACCAGGUACUAGUCCAACUCCAGACAGGAGAGAAAGAACAGGACUUCUCCCUGCUGCCCAUUCAGGUGUCCAUUAGUGUGCAGCUAUGGAGACUGCCGGGAUGCCACGAAUUUCUGGCUGCUCUAGGUUUUGACUUAUGUGAGGUAGGCCAAGAAGAAGUGGUGCUGAAAACAGGCAAGCUGGCCAACCGCCGCACCUUGCACUUUGCUCUGCAGUCUCUGCUGGCGCUGUUUGACUCCACAGAACUGCCUAAGCGUCUGAGCCUGGAUAGCUCAUCUUCCCUUGAGUCUCUAGCUUCAGCCCAGUCUGUGUCCAACCCCAUGCCCAUGGGAUACUCAAGCCUUCCCUUCUCUUCUCAUUGCCUGGACAAUCAGGCAUCAGAUGCCAUCUCUGUCUAUAGCCUCAGCUCUGUGGCCUCUUCCAUGAGCUUUGUUUCCAAGUCAGAUUGUGAUUUCCUCAGCCAUCGGCAGCGCGGUGGAGCCACAGCACACUACUCUGCCCACAAGCACCCUCACGUUCCCCGUAGUCGCUCCUCUCCUCAUGGGGCAGCUGCUGCAGUGGCAGGAGCCCGAGGUGAGGAGGAGGAAUACGAGGGUUUUUCUAUCAUCAGCAGUGAGCCGCUGGGAAGCCACUGUGACUCUUUGCCUCUGCCACCAGGCCACAGCCAGCGCCACCACCGUGGAGGCAGGGGGGUUGUUGGUGGAUCUGGCACAGGUGCAGGAAGAGGCUACAGUGUAUCAGUAUCAUCAAGAGGCAGUGUCAGCACCCCCACCUCCCCUGUCAAAACAUGUGUGGUGCCCAGUCCAAACUCACCAUUCCAGAAGGUGGGUAAGGUGAGCAGCUCAGAUACAGGUGAAUCAGACCAGUCCAGUACUGAGACAGACAGCACUGUCAAGUCUCAGGAAGAAAAAACUGUCACUCUGGAUCCUCAAGAGCUAGCCCAGAAGAUUUUAGAGGAGACUCAGAGCCAUCUGCGGGCAGUGGGUAGUCUUCAGCGGGCCGGGGCAGAGGGUGGGACAGCAGGAGGAACCUCAGCUCGGAGCAGCGCCUUCCGCUCAUCUGAAACUAGUGCAUUCAGCCGUCCUAACAGCAGUGCUAGUGGUCGAGCUCAGUCUUCCCCAAGACCCAAACCUCCCUCUCGUUCUUCUUCACUGCAGAAGAUAAGCUCUGGCUACAAUAGUCCUGCUGUCUCUGAGUCUUCCCAAAAGGAGGGCAGCCACCCUUCACCCACUCUGGACAGCCACGCACAGUUCAAAUUGAAGUACCCAAGUUCCCCAUACAGUGGCCACAUCUCUCGCUCCCCUAGUAAUGUGUCUCCCAGUUCUGGUCACCAGUCCCCGUCUGGUAGUGCUCCAUCUCCUGCCCUAUCAUACUCCUCCACAGGCUCUGCCUGUUCUACAUCGGCUGAUGCUUCAGACUUGGACCGUUUAAGAAGAGGGGUCAUUGAUGAGAAAGUCCAAGCUAUCCACAAUCUGAAGACCUUUUGGGCUAAUGCUGCAGCCCAGCAACAGCAAGGACAUCUAGGUCCUGUCAGAGCUGUCCACAGUGCUUCUGGACAACUGGGUUCUGCCAGUAGGGAUGUAUUGAGCCUUCUGAACCUCUCCCCACGCCAUUGCUCCCCUAAUGACACCCAAGACAGCCUGGAGCUGCGGGAGCUGGGGCUGCAGUCACUGGACAGGGGCAGCAAGAACUCUUCCAAUGGACACCACUGCUCCAACCCCAGGAAAGUGGCUCCAUCACCUACAAUUUCCACAAGCAGUAGCCCUGGUGCUCGUUCUAUCCGACUACCUUCUGGCAAUGGAUACAAGUUCCUGUCGCCUGGAAGAUUUUUCCCUUCCUCUAAAUGCUGAGACAUUUCAAAUGGUCCUAUACUUUAACCUAUAAUUUACUAUCCUGUGUGCUGGAGGAGUAGGGCACUGUUUGAGGGCCACUAUUGGUCCACCGAGCUUGACUGACAGUGAGAAGGAUUUGAUUGGUCAGUGAGUGUGAUCCUGCAGAGGCACAUGAAUGCUUUAGAGCGUCUUGUCUAUGUGCCCAUAACACUGUAAAUGGCAAUGAGAAAUACUCAACGACCUGAUACUGUGUUUGUGUGUAACUGUGUGUCAGGUAAAUGUCAAUGCCAUUUGGUAUUUUUUCCCCCAAAACCUUGCUGUUUGUGUGGGCCGAGAUGCAACAGCUAUGACUG